GCUUUAUUGUGUGGGUGGCUGCUGUGCUUUAAGUGUACACGCCCAACUAAAUCAACACUUUUGUUUGUGAAGUGUCAGUCAUGGAGGAUCCUAUACUGCCUCCUAGUUCUGCCCCGAUCCUGCCCUCUCAGAGCUCCAAGGCAACAAGCUCCAGUGCUAUCAGUCACCCAGGCCAGGUAUGCUAUGAGAGAGUCCUCCCCUCAGAAUCUCACUUCUACAAGCCCCCUCCACCACCAGUACGCACAGAUGACGACGUCUGCCCCCUGCCGCUGGAUGCUGUGGGGUUCAUUAAUAAACUAUGGAAGAAAAACGACCUCAAAGUGUACUUCCUGACCCCCCACCCUGACGAGGACCUGAUCAUCAGCUGGGCCAGCGAGUGGAGCAACUACUGUGCCAUCACCUUCACCAAGACCACUGAUGUCACUCAGAGUGAUGUCAGAGUGGCCUUCAACGAUGCUGGUUCUUGGUCGUACAUUGGGACUGACUCCACUCGGAUACCGCUGGAAUCCUUCUCCAUGAACCUGGGGUUUGUGGAUCGACCCACCGUCCUCCACGAGUUUGGUCACGCUCUGGGACUCAUACACGAGCACCAGAGUCCAUUCAAGGGCGGCUUUGAGUGGGACAGGGAAGAGGUAAUAAAGUCUCUGAGUGGCCCUCCCAACUACUGGGAUCCUGAUCGCAUUGAGAACAACAUGUUCAAACGUUACAACAGGAAGGACCUGGACGGUACUCUCUAUGAUGCCAAGAGCAUCAUGCACUACAGUUUCCCCCGCUCUUGGAUAAAAGGUAAAGGCUACCCCAACGGUAUAGAUCGUAAUGAUGAACUCUCUGAACGAGACAAGGAGCACAUUAAACGACUGUAUGGUCCCCCAAAGGGUGGUCCUAGAAUCAUACCCAUUACCACCAGCAGGGGGAGUGGGCGUGGUAGUACUGGGCCAGGUCGUCCAACCACGACAGUGACGAGGGUGGUCCCCACUCUCCCUGAGCGUCAUAAGCCAGUGACCAGCCUCCCACCACCUCGUACUGAUAGCAUCCACGACGUGCAGGUGUACGAGCCACACAAAGGAGAGCUCUCUGGUCCUGGGGCGGAGCUACUGAUCCGGUUCCACACCUCCAAGGAUGACCGCCCUCGAUACACAAUCCAGACUCACGGUGACUGUGACAUGAUCCUUGCUCUACUGGGUCCCAAUGACUACACCAAGCUCAUCAAAGUGGACGACGAUAGUGGAGACAGAACCAACGCUAAGAUUGUCGAGAGACUCAUGCCGGACAAAGACUACUACCUCCAAAUACAAACAUUCAAACCAGAGGGAGGAAAAUUUGAAUUUUCAAUUACUUCUUGGUAGCUCAAAUCCAGGACACUGUGUGUAUAGAGACAGUAUGUACUGUAUUAUGUUAGUUGGUAAAUGUACGUAUUACAUAUGUAUAUGUGAAUGUGUGAAAAUCAGUUAUGGCGUUGGUGUAAGGUUAUGG
This is a messenger RNA of Halichondria panicea, 1473 nucleotides long. RefSeq names its product zinc metalloproteinase nas-14-like. Gene Ontology annotation, biological process: proteolysis. The coding region runs from base 81 to 1346 and encodes 421 amino acids. The transcript is spliced from 7 exons. The record is from RefSeq and is a predicted model, not a curated record. NCBI's taxonomy places the organism in Eukaryota, Metazoa, Porifera, Demospongiae, Suberitida, Halichondriidae. Gene Ontology annotation, molecular function: metalloendopeptidase activity; zinc ion binding.